GGUGUCCAAUGCAAUCCGAAUGGUCAUCGCGAUUCAACCGGAAAUGGCUUAAACGUACCAACGCAGCCACAAAAGGUCUUUCACAACGCGCGCUGCGCCCGCCACCACAAACCACAUCACAAUCACAGCCACAAUGGUGGCAGCAAUAGCAACAGCAAUGGCAAUAAUAACAACAGCAGUAGUAAUGGUUUGGCGAACGGUGCGACGGCGAAUAGCCUCACCGAUUUGUGCCACCAUCAAUUGGGCAAUCCACCCGCACACGGACAUGGACACAAUCACACACACACGAAUGGCGGCGGACAUCGACGUAAAUCGGAAUCAGUGCUAUCUACAGACUCAGAUAUACGUUUUACACGACGUAAAUUGGGCGAUAGUCAGAAGUGCGGCUGUGCUGUGAUAGCGGGUUUUCUAGUCGCCCUUCUAGUGGCUGGCGCAUUCGUAUACGUGGGAUAUACAUAUUUCCGCCCUGAACCACUGCCGGAUCGGACUUUCCGUGGAAAAUUUUUGGUCAUGAACGACAAAUGGUCUAUGGAGCUUGUGGAUCAAAAUUCUUUGAGAUUUAAUCAUAAGGCACGCGAUUUCCGGGAACGCAUUAAUCUGAUAGUAAGGCGCUCUGAUUUGCGUGAAGCGUACGAAGGCAGUGAAAUAUUGGCUUUAGAUGGCACCGAGGACAUCAAUGAGGUCGUCGUACAUUUUAACCUUAUAUUCGACCCAUAUGCGGGUCUUGUGUCUACGGCGGACCUCUUAGCACUCUUCGCAGAGGAGAUAAACUCACCGAAUCGCAAAUAUUUUGCCAACAUGACGAUAGAUCCACAAAGUUUAACCAUCAAAGAGGUAACUGGCCUGAUUGAGGAGCCCAUCAUGUCUUCUUCACCACUUGGCGGUGAAGACGAGACCACCGAGGUCAUUACCACCACACCCAAGCCACCUCGUCGUUGUGAGCCGCUUAAAUUGAAUUACUGCCGCUCGAUCGGCUAUAAUAUUACAACCUAUCCAAACCUCUUGGGUCAUCACUCAUUCGAGGAAGUGCAAGCCGAUGUCAUAGCCUUUCGUGAAUUAGUCGAUGCAGAGUGCUUUCGUGAGGCUUUCGACUUUGUUUGUCGCCUACUGCAGCCACCAUGCGAUACACACGGUACUCUCGAACCCACGGCGGGCAUUAUGUGUCGUGAGUAUUGCCAGCUUUUCAUGAAGGGUUGCGGUAGUCGAUUACCUGCGCGCUUCAAACAAUUUUUCGAUUGUGAAACUUUUCCUGAGUCAACGGGCAUACAAAGUUGCCAUCACAAGCCGCAUUGCGCGCAUGAUUUGCAGAAUAAUGCACAAAGUCCACGGCUCUGCGAUGGUUUCGUGGAUUGUCCAGAUUUCUCCGACGAGCGCACCUGUACAUUCUGCACGGGCAAUGCAUUGUAUUGUGGGCGAGGGCGUGCUUGUGUGGCGCGUAAGGCGCGUUGCGAUGGUAAAGCAGACUGUCCGGAUGGGUCUGAUGAAAAAGAUUGCCUUGCAAUAGCUCCAUUUGCUGCCGAUCUUCUGAAACCAGAGCCAAUGGUACCUUAUUUGCCACGCUUUCACUCUCAAGGUUUCGCGGUGUUCUCCGAAAAGGGUAUUGUAGGAAAACUAUGCGCAGAGGGUCUCGAGAAUGAUAGUAAACUGAUAGUACGACAAACUGUGGCAGAAUCGCUUUGCAAAUCACUCGGCUAUGAAUCUGUGGAAAUAUUUGAAGUGCGCAACGAUACCGAAAACGUGGAAGAUUAUGUGCGCGUGCUCGAUCCACAUGCGCCGGAGAUAUCCUUCAUACGCACACAUUGCCAGAAGCGUCAGGUACUCUAUGUAGGCUGUGGUGAGCUCCAGUGCGGCGUGCAGUCGGUUUUAUCGCCCAAGCAGUAUUUAUCGUUGCCCAAAAUGUCUUCACCCGGUGACUGGCCCUGGUUGGUAGCGCUAUAUCGUGAGGAUAUACACGUUUGCGAUGGAACGCUGAUUUCCCGUGACUGGGUUCUCACCACUGAGUCCUGCUUUCAAGGUCAACCACGUGCCACAUGGAUGGCCAUAUUCGGUGCAGUGCGUCUUUCAUCGAACGCGCCAUGGACACAGCGUCGCCGCAUUAUUGGCUUGAUAAAGAGUCCAGUGGAAGGCUCUACAGCGGCAUUGAUACGUCUCGAGACGCCAAUAAACUUUUCCGAUCACGUGCGUCCCAUAUGCUUACCUGAUGAGAUUAAACGCAGACAGGAACAACAAGCAAAACGUCGUGCAUUUGUACCAAAGGCUGAACGUUUAGAAGGCAAGCAACCAGCGCCGACCGUGCCACCCACACCCAGCGCUGUUCAACGCCGCCUAGCGGAAUCACAAAAAUUCUUUGUUUCGCCGGCAGUCGAUGAGGAUUUAGCUGACACGCAGAGCAUAAGUAGCAGCAAAGAGAUGAGGGAUGAGUACGCACGCGUCAUUUUUGAUCAUUCCGAAGCGGCAGCAUCACAAAUGCCGCAUGCUGAGGCGUUGACACAGUCAAUGGAACAAAAGUUCAAUGAGUAUCCAUUACCAAAGAGUGCGCCACAAGUGCAUUAUUAUAGUGGUGCUGCGUCCUCAGCUGGUCGGUAUGCGCCUGUACCUGUGGUCGGGAGUGGUAUAGCUACUGGUCGACCACCAUUAGCUGGUGUGGGUAGCAAAACGUCACCGGCGCCGCCAAAAGCUGAAGAAAUCUGGACCAAUUGCAAUACAUUGGGUUGGUCGAGACAACGCGACCAUCUGCAACGGGUGCAGUUGAAAAUUGGUGAUAUGGCGCCAUGUGAGAACAUCUCCAUAGCAACUGUGAAUAGCAUGUGCACGGAAGCCACAUAUCAAAAGCACGAUUGCACG
Rhagoletis zephyria (snowberry fruit fly) is the source of this 2844-nucleotide messenger RNA. RefSeq lists its product as uncharacterized. Gene Ontology annotation, molecular function: protein binding; serine-type endopeptidase activity. Gene Ontology annotation, biological process: proteolysis. The record is from RefSeq and is a predicted model, not a curated record. NCBI's taxonomy places the organism in Eukaryota, Metazoa, Arthropoda, Insecta, Diptera, Tephritidae.